CGGGGUCAUGCCGGCGGUGCCUCCGCCUAUGAUGGCGUACCAAGUUCCGGCGCCCGGCCAGCCUCCGAACCCGGCGUUGAGACAGUACAUGCCCAUGCCUAAUGGAUACGCGGCCAUGCCCGGCGCUCCUCAGCCUCCACCUGCGUCCUCUCGAUUGAUUACAUGGUGAGAAACGUUGGAAGGCUUCAUAUUGCUUAGCGACCCUACCUUCUACAAUCUACAACUCCCUUUUUGGUAUGGACAAUUUGCUUGGUCUUUUGCUUGCCUUUUAGAAUGAAUUUUGUUCGAUCGAUUUAUUGUUAACACUCAAAUCCUCCUGACUUUACAUUUGGAGAGACAAAAUUACUUGGAUAAAUUGCGAAGUUCUUUCAUUAAAGCUGAAAUGUCUCGUUAUGCAUCUUAAUUUAGUAGGCUACUUUCUGGUAGUCAUAAGCGUACUUCCCCUAUCAUGGGUUUAGGAAUUACCAGCCGCGGUCCAUGUUAGCAACUCUGUGCUCGCUGGCCUUGUAUCAUGAGGUAUUGCAUCUCUUCCAAUCAAACUUUCUCUCUACUUCCCUCCGGUUCUCUGUUCUAUUUUUUGCUGCGACUGGAGUGCUAACAAUUAGAUGAACAAGAAAGAUGAAAUGUUUUGAGUAAUUCAGGUAUCUUAACUCCCUAGCAUAUCCACAUGAGAUUGUGAGUUAAUUGCUCCCUAUUGUUCAACUCAUCUGAUAAGAAGAGUCUUCCUUUGUUAAAAGAUGACUAUGUUAAGUCUCAUGUUAUAUCCUCUCAAACAUCUGCAAUCGGUGCUUGGAAUUGUUUGAGAAGGCGACAAUAUCGAAUUGACACAUAAGGUGAGCCUCUUUCUAAUUCAGUGAUUUAUAUAGUCGACAUUGUUUGCUCGAUGUUUCCUUCAGGUUAUCUGUUCAGCUGGUGAUAGUUUCCAUGCCUAUGCUGCCAUCACUGUUUGCUUUUGAUGUUUGGUAACAGCAUUUAAUUGAUCUCCAAAUUUCUCUUUCGGGGCACUUAGUACAGGUGUAUAACUACUGUUGCUGUAUUAGUAAGGUUGCUCUGAUAUAUUUUGCAUAGAUGCUUCUUUAUGUUUUCAGGAAUUCCUAGUUAUUCUCCAUAUCCGGGUAUGAUUCGGCCUGCAUUUGCUCCACGGCCACCUGGGCCUAUAGGUGUGCUCCCAGCUAUCUCCCGUCCCCCUCUCCCUGUGGUUCCUGGAGUUCGUCCAAUCAUUCCUCCGAUCGUUCGGCCAGCUCUUGUUCCCAUUACACCCGCUGAAAAGCCUCAGACAACUGUUUAUGUUGGCAAGAUUGCACCUUCUGUUGAAAAUGAUUAUAUGCUUUCACUUCUUCAAUUAUGUGGGCCAGUCAAGAGUUGGAAACGUGCUCAAGAUCCUUCAAAUGGAGCUCCUAAAGGCUUUGGCUUUUGUGAAUUUGAAUCUGCUGAAGGUGUUCUACGUGCAUUACGUCUUCUCAGUAAACUUAACAUAGAUGGGCAGGAGCUGGUGUUAAAUGUCAACCAAGCAACCAGAGAAUAUUUAGAGCGAUAUGUGGAAAAAAAAAGGGAAAAUGCAAAGAAACUCAAUGAAAGUGAAGCUGCUACUGUUGCCGAGAAAGAAGGCGAUGGUGCAUCUAGUGCUGAGAAGAAUGAAUCUCUGGAGCCCAGUGGAGAUGACUCGAAGAAAGAUGAUUCGAAGAACAAUGAUUCCAAUUCUGGUAAGAAAGAAAGCCAUGAUAAUGCCCCUUUUGGGAUAGUGACAGAUGAGGACAGGGAAGCAGACAAAGAGGCUUCACAGAAGCUUACAAGCAUGUUAGAAGAAAGGUUGAAGACCAGACCUCUUCCUCCUCCUCCUCCGCAUGUGCCGGCAGACGUUUUAGCAAUUACUGGCUCAGAAGCACCUACCAAGUCGGAUUCUGAUGCAGAUCCUUCCAAAAAUGAUGCAGAAGACAGAAAUGAUGAAGAGACGAACAGUGAUAACAAGGCGACUAGUGAGCAUGAUAAGACUGAAAUUAACUCUCCUGACCGAAACAGAAGAUAUGACAGGAGAAGUAGGGAGCAUGACAGAGAACGAGAUGUGAAACGCGAAAAGGAAAGGGAAGUCGAGAGAUAUGAAAGAGAGGCAGAGCGAGAGCGGAUUCGCAAGGAGAGAGAACAAAGAAGGAAGAUUGAGGAGGCCGAGCGUGAGUAUGAGGAGCGUCUUAAGGAUUGGGAAUACCGAGAAAGAGAGAAAGAGAAACAGCGUCAAUAUGACAGGGAGAGAGAUAAAGAAAGGGAGCGCAAACGGAAGAAGGAGAUUAUUUAUGAUGAAGAAGACGAAGAGGAGGAUUCCCGAAAAAGGUGGCAUAGGAGUGUCUUGGAGGAGAAGAGGAAGAAGAGGCUACGAGAGAAGGAGGAUGACUUGGCUGACAGAAGGAAGGAAGAGGAGGAAAUCGCUGAGGCCAAGAAGAGGGCUGAGGAGGAAAAGAAGCAGCAGCUGCAGCAACAGAGAGAAGCGCUGAAACUUUUGAAUGGUGACAUAGCGAGUAGACAUGAGAAAAGUGCACAAGCUGAGGAAUCAACGGGUGACAUCGUUCAACAUGGUGUUGGGGGCAUUGCUGGUCAUGAAUAUCCUGCAGGUGAUGGGAUAUCAAGAAUUGGUGUAGGGGAUAACUCAGUCAUCACCAUGGCUGCAUCAGACGUGCAGCAGAACAAUAAUGCUCCUGCCAAAAAAUUGGGCUUUGGCCUAGUUGGUUCCGGAAAAAGAACAGCUGUCCCUUCUGUUUUCUAUGAGGAAGAUGAUGAUGAAAGAAACAAGGAGAAAAAGAUGAGGCCCUUGGUUCCAAUUGAUUACUCAACUGAGGAAAUGCAGGCCAUUCAAACUCCUCCUGGGCAAUCACAACCAAAUUUAGCUGCUGCGGCAGAAUUCGCGAAGCAGCUUUCUACUGCCAAUAUGAAAGAAGAGAAGCCUGAAUCUGAAAGGGAGAGAAGUAGACGAUCUCAUGAUAGGUCAAGCCAACGGGAGAAAGACCGGAGCAGUCUUGAUGGUAAUCGAGUUAAAGAUGAGAACAGAGAUAAGAUUCUUGAACGGGUGAGAGAGCGGGAACAUGGACAAGAGAAAUUGAAGACUACAGAUAACAAGAAACUUUUGGAUGCCAAGCAAUUAAUUGAUAUGAUCCCUAGGACCAAGGAGGAUUUAUUCUCAUAUGAGAUAAACUGGGCCUUGUAUGACCAGCAUGAGCUGCAUGAGAGAAUGAGGCCAUGGAUCUCGAAGAAAAUCAUGGAGUUCUUGGGAGAAGAGGAAACAUCUCUGGUUGAUUACAUCGUAACUAGUACUCGAGAGCAUGUGAAGGCAACUGAAAUGCUGGAGACACUCAAGUCCAUAUUGGACGAGGAAGCAGAAAUGUUUGUGCUCAAGAUGUGGAGGAUGCUCAUAUUUGAAAUCAAGAAGGUAGAGACGGGUCUCCACCUGAGGUCAAGAUCCUGAUUGAACUGUAUAUAUGCUUGUUUCUCCUUUGAGCUGUGGUAGAUGUGGCUAUCAUCAUUAGUCCUUCGGACCUUGUGUCUCUGCGUGUCCCUGUAAUUCCCUGUAAUAUGAGGGGCAAAUCCAGGUGCUGGCGAGGUUGACGUUUCUGUUUCUUUUAUUUGGACUGUUGAUGAUUAUAACCCAAUAGAGUGUAACCCCUUCCUGGCUGUUUGAUCUCUUUGGGGGUUGGAAGAGCUUUCGUUUUUUCCUUUUUUCUUAAUUGGAUGUAUGUUCACCAUUUGAUGAAAUUUUGUUCCUUCUUCAAUAAAAACAAAUGCGUGCAAUUCAAGUUAACAAGCUGCAUUUUUCUAA
Messenger RNA from Syzygium oleosum, 3802 nucleotides. RefSeq names its product RNA-binding motif protein 25. The transcript is spliced from 7 exons. The coding region runs from base 1079 to 3451 and encodes 790 amino acids. The record is from RefSeq and is a predicted model, not a curated record. NCBI's taxonomy places the organism in Eukaryota, Viridiplantae, Streptophyta, Magnoliopsida, Myrtales, Myrtaceae. Gene Ontology annotation, biological process: mRNA processing. Gene Ontology annotation, molecular function: RNA binding.